Eurypyga helias (sunbittern) is the source of this 876-nucleotide messenger RNA. Its product is annotated as nuclear factor NF-kappa-B p100 subunit-like. Gene Ontology annotation, cellular component: cytoplasm. Lineage: Eukaryota; Metazoa; Chordata; Aves; Eurypygiformes; Eurypygidae. Gene Ontology annotation, biological process: non-canonical NF-kappaB signal transduction; response to cytokine; canonical NF-kappaB signal transduction. The annotation marks the transcript as partial. The record is from RefSeq and is a predicted model, not a curated record. The transcript is spliced from 8 exons. Gene Ontology annotation, molecular function: RNA polymerase II cis-regulatory region sequence-specific DNA binding; DNA-binding transcription factor activity, RNA polymerase II-specific.
UGCCUGGAUGGGAUCGACUACGAUGACUUCAAUUUCGGCUCCCACAUGAUGGAGCAGAAGGAGCCCCUGAUAGAAACGGUGGAAGGGCCCUACCUUGUCAUCAUCGAGCAGCCGAAGCAGCGCGGGUUCCGGUUUCGGUACGGCUGCGAGGGCCCGUCACACGGGGGGCUGCCGGGAGCAUCCAGCGAGAAGGGGCGCAAGACCUAUCCCACCGUCAAGAUCUGCAACUACACGGGGAUGGCCCGGAUCGAGGUGGACCUGGUGACGCACAGCGACCCUCCCCGCGUGCACGCUCACAGCCUGGUAGGCAAGCAGUGCAACGAGGCUGGCAACUGCGUCGCCAUCGUGGGACCCAAGGACAUGACGGCUCAGUUCAGCAACCUGGGUGUGCUCCAUGUCACCAAGAAGAAUAUGAUGGAGAUCAUGAAGGAAAAGCUGAAGCAGCAGAAGAUACGCAACAGGAGCCACGCACUGACGGAAGCGGAGCAGCGCGAGAUCGAGCUGGAGGCGAAGGAGCUGAAGAAGGUGAUGGACCUGAGCAUCGUGCGGUUGCGCUUCACAGCCUACCUCCGUGACAGCAGCGGAAACUUCACGCUGGCCCUCCAGCCCGUCAUCUCGGACCCCAUCCAUGACAGCAGUGAGUGUGGGGCCAGGCCAGGGAGAGGAUGGGACAGGGCAGGACAGGAGUCCCCUGGAGCUUCCAACCUGAAGAUCUCGCGGAUGGAUAAGACAGCAGGCUCCGUGCGGGGAGGGGACGAGGUCUACUUGCUGUGUGAUAAAGUUCAGAAAGAUGACAUCGAGGUGCGUUUCUACGAAGAUGACGAUAACGGCUGGCAGGCCUUUGGGGACUUCUCCCCCACUGAUGUGCACAAGCAG